Molecule: messenger RNA, 1185 nt
Organism: Saccostrea cuccullata (small rock oyster)
Lineage: Eukaryota; Metazoa; Mollusca; Bivalvia; Ostreida; Ostreidae
Exons: 6
Source: RefSeq, a predicted model, not a curated record
GACAUGUCGCUUCCUCUAACUUUAUACAUUCAGGCAGAUAAUUCAGCCAAAGACAAUAAGAAUUUUAUUCUUAUGGGGUUCCUAGCCAGUCUUGUACAACAACAAAUCGUUAAGAAGCAAUGGGGUUGGGAGCAGUUGUCUGAUGGAAAAGGAAGAAGAUCCGUCCGUUUUCUGGAGGAGAGCAGGGUUGUCAUCAGCCAGUUGGUGACAGAUCGGCACCUCCAAGUAGCGAAGUGGGUGCGGGAGAACAUGCCAAACACGGUGCACAACAUUGAUGUUUGGCACGUGGCAAAAGGAUUGAAGAAGAAGCUAGUGGCACUCAGCAAAGAGAAAGACUGCCAGGACGUUGUGGACUGGAUAAAGAGUAUCACUUACCACCUUUAUUGGGUUCCUUCCUCAACACUGGCAGAUGAAGAAGAUGAAAUGAAAUGGGAGAAGUGGUCCAGCAUUCUCAACCACAUUCAGAAUGUUCAUGCAGGGCAUGGUGACCACUUUGAGCGAUGUGAACACGGGGACCUGGGUCCAGACACUCGACUUAAAGAUGGCUUAGACCUGGCACCAAGGUCCUUGAGAAGCUUGAAUCAAUCAUUGAUUCCAGACAGAUGAGAAAGGACAUCCCAAGGCUAUCACCAACAGUUCAGACGUCAGACCUAGAGGCAUAUCACUCCGUGAUAAAUCACUUCGCCCCUAAGAUGAAUAGCUUUUCAUACAAGGGAAUGCAAAGCCGUUUGUUACUUGCUGCCAUGCAUUACAACGAGAAUUCUACCAAAGACCAGGCAACUACAAAAGACGGUAAUCUGCAGUACAGGAUUGUCUUCCCAAAACAGAAGAAGGGGGAAUUCACAGUACAGAAAGUGAAGACUAAAAGCACAUAUGAUUAUGUGGAUGCAUUGAACAACAAAGCAAGUGAAAUGGUUUUUAACAACACCAUGCCACGCAGUGAAGAAGGCAACAUUGCUCCGCCGCCUUUGUGUGACCAGUACAUCCACCCAGAGAAGGAUGUUGCCGUACGUCAACUUCUAACUCGGCUCAGACGAAACUAAAUCCUUGGUACUGGCCAUUUUCCUCGGGAUAGGUAGUUCUGAUCUUGUGAACGGCACACGCUGGUAAUGGAACCCGCACUUGUUUCCCAAGCCACCCCCAGCACCACCUGGCUAAUUGUCUGUAGCCGAUAUAUCGCAUUCG